AUGUUUGUUUAUAUUCACAUUAAUAGUAAUUGUUUCAAAUUUAAUUUUAUAUUAGCUCCGAUUCAAGUGGUUAUACCAAAUUUAUGGAAAGAUUUAAACAUCGGUCAGAUCCAAAAGAAUGAUGAAUUAAAAGCGGCAUUGGAAAUGAUGACAAAUGAAAAUAAACGAUUGGAUGAAAUUAUCAAGCAAAUGAUGAAAGAAAUUACUUUUCUUCGUGAAUCACUUCUAUCAACUGUGAUGAAAUUGGCAAGUACAGUAGUAGCAGGUACAGCGACAACAUCACCAAGUGAUGGUCAAGGAAAAUUAACCUCUAUUACCGUCACUUCUCCUACUACAGGAAAAAGUGGUGGUGGCAUCAGUGUUGGUAGCACUAUUACUGGGAUAUCUGGUGAUAUUAAAACUUCGGCUGCUACCGGUACUAGCCGUGUUUCAAGUCCUGCUACUAGCGGUGCUGGUGGUGUUAAAAGUUCGGCUGCUACCGGUACUAGCCGUGUUUCAAGUCCUGCUACUAGCGGUGCUGGUGGUGUUAAAACUGCCACCGGUGAAAGUCGUACUACAAGUCCUAUUUCUGGUGGUGCUAGUAGCAUCAAAACAUCUAUUCCUAGCGAUGUUAGUGGUGCCCAAACUCCAAUUAGUGUUGCUGCAGAUGGUAUACUAAGUCAUACCGGUGCUGAUAUUGAAGUUGAAAAGUAUUUAUCAGCUAUGUUAGCUGAAGGUGGACCAACAGCUGAAGUGAAAGGAAGUGAUGGUGUUACUUUUGCUGCUGAUGGUGGAAUAAAGGAAUUUUCACUGUAUUGUCCGGGUGCUAGUUCUGGUGGUUUAACCAGUGCAUAUAUGACUAGUUCUAGUCCCGGUACCGGUAAAGCUAAAAAUAUUAGCUUUGCAUUUGGAAAUACCGCCGAUCAACUUGGUCAGAGUGGUCGUCCUGAUAGUCCAGGUGGUGGUAGUAGUGGUGGUACUAGAAGUGUUAGUGCUGCUGGUGGUGGUCGUGGUCGCGCAGGAUCAGUUUAUCUUUAA
Loa loa (African eye worm) is the source of this 1017-nucleotide messenger RNA. RefSeq lists its product as hypothetical. The coding region runs from base 1 to 1017 and encodes 338 amino acids. Lineage: Eukaryota; Metazoa; Nematoda; Chromadorea; Rhabditida; Onchocercidae. The record is from RefSeq and is a predicted model, not a curated record. The transcript has 4 exons.